This is a messenger RNA of Aspergillus heteromorphus CBS 117.55, 700 nucleotides long. RefSeq lists its product as uncharacterized. NCBI's taxonomy places the organism in Eukaryota, Fungi, Ascomycota, Eurotiomycetes, Eurotiales, Aspergillaceae. The transcript has a single exon. Bases 4 to 363 code for a protein of 119 amino acids. The record is from RefSeq and is a predicted model, not a curated record.
AUCAUGCUCGACGCAGAAGAGCGCCAGAUUGGCAUUGGACUAGCGAAGCAGACCUUCGACGAAGAAUUCGGUGCCCUUCUAGCCACCCAGUCUCUGAGGUGCACCCCCACCAUGUUCGGCCACUGGAUCGACGAGCAGAAGCUUGUCCAUGAGUAUUCUGGCGGGUAUCUUCACAACAUUGCCAUGGAAAAGAUGCCUGGGAUUCCCGCACACGAAUAUCGCGACCUGGGGAGGGAUGAACAGGAACUCAUCAAGGCGGCACUCAUUUCCAUGCUCGGUAGGUUAUUUUUCGGUUAUCCAGAUCGCACUUUGUGCCAUAAUACAGCAAUGCCAGGACCUUUCCCUAAUUAUGAAUACUUAUAAUCAUGUUAUAGGAAAAUUCACGGACAUAUGUGGAUGGGCGAUCGAUGAAGGAUUCCCUGAUAAGGUGAUUUAUGAUCGACGGACAAAGACAGUGUACGUGGAUGAUGCUACACUAUCACAAAUUUAUCCUUGGUGCAGCUGACUGAUAUAUGCACGUGUAGAUCGCUAGUCUUUCUGGCACACAGCGAAAAGCUAGACCCCGGCGACACCGAAGACCUAUUUACGACGAGAGGUCCAUUCGUGGGUUUGGCCAGAAUAUUUGGUGGGUGUGAGAUCCUCCAGCCAGGGUAUCUCGAGGCGGGUCGGGGGUCUACUGAUAGGAUGAUGGUUACUUUUG